GUCGAGGACUUGACAGCUGUCCGUUGCCAGACAAAGCUUCGGGGCUAGAUUUGUGUUACAUCUGACAGCUUGGCUUUUCCAUUCGCUCUUUUUCCAACUUUGUGGCCGAAUCCAAUUUCCGAACACUAGCAUACACGAUCUUUUUUAAGCCAUGGGUCAAGGUGAUCGCACAUUUAACAGCCGAGGGCAAACCAUCUAUGACCAGGUGCAAACCGUCCUCACCGUGCUCUUUGUGGGCAUCAUGAUUAUCUACGCCGGUGUCCGGGGACACAAAGUCGUCACUCAGCUACCCGCAACGUAUCGUACGACAGAGGCACCGAAGACUUUCACCGGCGAAUACCUAAGUCGUGUAUUCACCAACAAGCUCCCGGAGGCCACAUAUGAAUUUCCGGCGAUGACCUUCUGCCCACCCGACAAACACACAACCGUCCAAUUCGUCUCUUGUUUCCGGAAUUCCACUGGUGUAAUACAACCGUGCUCUGCCCAUUACGAGCGCACGGUGACGUUCGAGGGCGACGAUCUCAAAUGUACCACCGUCAACGACCUUCCAGGCGACGUUUUGUUCGCCACUUCAGCGGAUGAUGUGUUGGAGGUUGCCCUCGCGGUCACCGGCACCGCCCCUGGCUCACCCCAAGGGACAUUAGUGGCUACCCAUCGGCAGAUCGGCCCGCCAAAUACAAACGCUGGCCGCAGCCAGAAGGAAGAAGGAUUCAAUCAAUGGGGUUACGACAAUUUCUUUGGUGCGUCGGCGUACACAUCGACCGAGAUUGUCGGGAAGAAGUUGUACCAGGUUCAGGAGGACGGGACGUUCGACGUGAACUUUGAGGUCAAAGCGAGUAGCUUGAGGAUGAAGAUGGACGUGGCCACUUUGGAGGCGGACCCGACUUUCAAACCUCCCGUGAGAGUCGAGUUCAGAUAUCCCAAGCUGGAAGCUACUUACGAGAAGCCGUUCCUUGUUCUGGACAUGAAUAACUGGCUCGGCGAGGUCGGCGGAGUGUCCGCGCUCCUCUACUUCCUCCAAAAGGUCGUCAUGCUCGUGGUGUCCUUCGUCCUCAAGCGAUCAGACUCCUUCGCUUACACAGACCUCGGCAAGGAGUUCAGGUCCGAAGGUUUCGCUCACUACUAGUUAAUUCAGUUGCCUGCCCAUGGGCCUGGGGGAGGUUGAGACGGUAGUGCAGGACCAGAUACUUCGAUAGACUCCGCCGACGUCGCCGUCGGGCCAACCAGCAGUAGUUUAAGCCCGAACGAUCUUACCUUGUCGCUUGUGGAGAGUUUCACGUGUAUGUUUAAUUGAGUCCAUAGUUCGUCGCUCCGGUCUUCCGGCCAUGCAGAUGUACAGUAAGGUCGAGCUUCCAUGCAGGCUUAAGGUUAAGAAUCAAUACUGGUGGCAGCAGACAAG
Molecule: messenger RNA, 1399 nt
Organism: Fimicolochytrium jonesii
Lineage: Eukaryota; Fungi; Chytridiomycota; Chytridiomycetes; Spizellomycetales; Powellomycetaceae
Exons: 4
Coding region: 152-1126 (324 amino acids)
Source: RefSeq, a predicted model, not a curated record